Molecule: messenger RNA, 1260 nt
Organism: Fusarium odoratissimum NRRL 54006
Lineage: Eukaryota; Fungi; Ascomycota; Sordariomycetes; Hypocreales; Nectriaceae
Exons: 2
Coding region: 1-1206 (401 amino acids)
Biological process (GO): regulation of DNA-templated transcription
Molecular function (GO): zinc ion binding; DNA-binding transcription factor activity, RNA polymerase II-specific
Source: RefSeq, a predicted model, not a curated record
AUGUUUGGCACUCUCCAGUUCAACCAUUCCGCAAACGCAGGGCCCACCUUCGUCGAGCGAGCAGACGGCGCUGCAUUCAGUGCCCUGGGCAACAACGUCCUACAGCACACGGCGUGCGACCAGUGCCGCCAGAAGAAGCUUCGCUGCACGGGGCGCAAGACGGGCUGUGAGCGCUGCAAGGCAUGUUCUACAGAGUGUACUUAUACUCAGCUUUUUGGAAGCAACGUGCGGCGCAAGGACCGCAAGCGGACGGCCCGACAGAAUGAUGCUGCCGCGCAGUCGACAUCACCUGAGCAGCAGUCCGAAUCGGAUGCUAUGCAGAGCACCGUCGUCGUCAACAGCAGAAACUCCCCUAGCGUUUCGGUGCAGGGGGGAAAUAGCGGCGAUGAAAACGGUAGCAAUUCGUCUGUUGAUCCUUUGGCGAGCGAUAUCUCGCAUCCGACGGAUGCAACGCUCCUAGAAGAUGCGGCCAUGAGCAGCAACACUUCGGGAGAUGAAUUCGUAUUCUUUGAUUUGGACCCCUCCACUUUUGACCUGCCAGAGUCCAAUUCCUUGCCAGAUUUUCACUGGUCACCGUAUAGUAUACCUGGUAUUCCUUCACCGCGCAGCACACAGCCCGACGCUUUCGGUUUCUUGGAUUCUCGCACUUCAACAGCCUCGACAGCUACACGCAUGCUCAGCCAUCCCAUCAAUGUCAGCAACAGUACCUGUGCCAGCCGAUGUCUCAAGGUCAUGAACUCACUGCUCGAGGAGCUUGAAACUCGCAUGCACGACAUGAGGCCCUGCAAAGCCGAUGUUGCGCUCUCUUUUCAAAAGCAAUCAUGCAUCCAGUGCACCCAGGUAAUCCGCUGCAAGAGCUGCUACACCGACCCAGACGCCAUGCUGUUUCUUACCAUGAUCUGCGAUAAGCUUAUCAUGCUCAACAAGAAGAUUCUCUGGUACAUGAGGGAGGGCACCAGUGUAGAGCAGCAGCUGCUGGUGGGUGAGUAUGAAGUGGACCAGACUGAAGAAUGGGGGAGUAUGUUGCAACUCCUUACGGUGGUGCAGCUACGGAAGAUCAAGGCGCUGGUGGAUGAUAUUGAGAGAAGUCCAGCAAUUGAAGGGAGACACGCUCAGCUUAUAAUGCUAAAGAGUGUAAAGCAGCAGGUCAUUGCACUUUUGGGGAGAAUUAGAGAGGCGUUGUUCAAGGUUGUUGAUGAGCCAUAGACAAGCUGGAUAGAAAGAAUCCAAGACCUGAAAAGACGAGACAAUUUAGACAGA